Effrenium voratum is the source of this 893-nucleotide messenger RNA. Lineage: Eukaryota; Dinophyceae; Suessiales; Symbiodiniaceae. The record is from the annotation of a GenBank genome assembly.
GCAGCCGCCUUUUCGAUGGGGGGUAGAUCCAGCCACUGCUUGUGCGACACCGAUGACACCGACGGCGAGCACAACGCCACCUUCCUGGAUGAGAAGGCGGCCGGCCCCAGCGAAGUGAGGCCACUCUUUACGUACGAGAAUGGCGCCACAUACAAUGGCUCGUGGCUGGGCGACAUGCGGCACGGCCAUGGUGACCAGAUGUGGCCGGACGGUGCCAGAUACAACGGGCAGUGGGUGGACGACAAGGCACAUGGACACGGCCGCUUUGAGCACGUGGACGGCGAUGUCUACGAGGGCCAGUGGCGAGAAGACAAGGCACAUGGCCAGGGCAUGUAUCAGCAUGCAGACGGCUCCCGCUACGAGGGGCAGUGGAAGGAGGAUAGACAGCAUGGCAGAGGUAUUGAGCUGUGGCCGGAUGGAGCGCGGUAUCAGGGUGAGUACCUGGACGGGCGGAAGAACGGGCACGGCAGCUUUGCCUGGGCAGACCGCUCCAGCUAUGAGGGCGGCUUUCGCGACAACGAGAUCAACGGCGAGGGUCUCUACAUUUGGGGGGAUGGUCGAAGAUACCAGGGACAGUGGGUGAACAACCGCAUGCACGGCCACGGCACCUUCACUUGGGCAGAUGGCCGCAAGUAUGAGGGGCAGUACAAGGACGACUCGAAGGACGGACACGGAGUGUUUUUGUGGCCGGACGGGCGGAUGUACGACGGCCAGUGGAAGGAUGGCAAGCAGCAUGGAACGGGCCACUAUGUCAGCUUCACCCAAGAGAAGAAGCUGGGACUCUGGGAGGAGGGCCGAAGAGUGAAGUGGCUAAGCGCAGACGCGAAUGGCAACAGCCCACCCCGACCUUGACCGGCGGUUUUGUGACAGGCGUGUGCCAGGCCUGGGGCACU